AUGGUACCGAUGGGUGGUUUCUACUCCCCUUCCUCGACCUUACUCAUCUCGACGGCGUUCACGACCGCGUACGUGUCCUCAAUCUACCUCUUUCCCGCCAGUCGAGUCUCGUCCGGUUCUUCUCGGCCUGUCGCACCUUCAACACCAUUAUCUACAAGCAGCACGCAUGCAUCGAUCCCACCUACCGCCAUUCCACGAGAUCGUAACUGCCCCUCCGUCAUCAGAGCCCGCCUCUUGGCGGUGACCAUCGUAUCCUCCCUCGCAUGCCUCUCCAUCCGCUCCCUCCUUCAACGCUACCCCCUUCCCCCGUUCAUCCCCCCGCCUCCACCCUCCUGGGGCUCGACCUUCCGACCUCCGCCUCAAAACUCUUCAAGCUCAUUACCUAUCCUCUAGGACUUACCGCGUCCUUGUUCUUGGGCUCGUUGUACGUCGCUUUUCUUGAUGGGAGCUUGUUGCCUGGACAAAGAGGCUUCAGGUGGCGGGAAGUGAGGGAUCAGUUCACGUCGCUGCAGGGGAUCAGGAAUUACAUCGUCGUGAGUUGCUUUUUGUUCGAGAUACUAUUCUGGAUCCAUCAUCCUUCUGUCAUCAGGGGUUUGGUGGAGAGCACUCCCAACCCGCGAAGAUUUUCGCUUUCCCUUUGUGCUCACCCAGACCCCCCACAUCGUCUCCUCCUUUCAUUGCCUCGAACCAGGGUCCCUGGACCGAAGAACUCGUCUUCCGCUCGGCCAUCAUCUCCAUCUCCGCAUUGGGAGGCUGGUCCAAGAAACAACUCGUGUUCCUCACACCUCUAUACUUUGGGAUAGGUCAGUCAACAGCAGUGCCGAGGGAAAGUACCGAGAGGCUGAUCACGCGCUUGAUGGGCUUGCGCUCUGGGAUAGCGCAUGUGCAUCAUGCUUAUGAGGUGUAUAUCGGACAUGGGAGGACGAAACAAGCCUUGGUGAAUGGUGUGCUUGGUUCAGGUAAGGGUUAUCCUGCGAGUCAGCUGCCUGCUCGGUCGAGCAUAGCUCGAUUCGACGUAGCUGAUUUGAGCUUUUUUUUUCUAUGGUCCGACAGCCUUCCAAUUCGCGUACACGACCUUGUUCGGGUGGUACGCCACGUUCUUGUUCGUGCGAACCGGUGCGUUCUUUUCUCCCUUCUCGUUCGACGAGUUUCAUCCCGUGUUCGGUCAAGCUCCGAGCCAACCCCGUCAUGCUUGCACAGGUUCGAUCCUCCCUCCGAUCUUGGUUCACACCUUCUGCAACUGGUGGGGCUUACCUCCCAUCGUGGGUGCGUUGAGGGUCUAUCCGGAGAAGAAGAUUCGUACGUUCUUCGUUUAUUCUUGUUUGGGGGGAUUCUAUCGGCGAUGUGCUGAUUCAGCACUUUUUACGGCAGCUAUCAUUGCGAGUUAUGUACUCGGGAUCGCAACUUUCAGUUAUGGUUUGUUCAGAUGGACAGAGCCGAGGUUGUUUGGAGGGAGUUGGUAUUGGAAUUAA
Molecule: messenger RNA, 1472 nt
Organism: Microbotryum saponariae
Lineage: Eukaryota; Fungi; Basidiomycota; Microbotryomycetes; Microbotryales; Microbotryaceae
Source: the annotation of a GenBank genome assembly